AUGGGAUGCGACCCUCAUGCUUGGAAAACCCACUUGAGGACAACACAUCCUGCUCUUGCAGACAAAAAGAAACUCCCUGAAGCAAGCUAUAGUGGGGCAUUUCGCCAAAAAACUUCAAAGGUUGUUGAGGCUUCCUAUGAGAUCGCCAUGGGGAUUGCAAAGAGCAAGAAGACCCAUAACAUCGGAGAAUCUCUCAUAAAACCAAGUCUUCUCCGUGCAGCAGAAUUCGUUCUGGUGAAAGAGAGUGCAAACAAGCCUUCUCAGAUUUCACCAUCAAACCAUACAGUCAAGGGAAGAAGGAUCGACGACUUGUCUCAAGACACCAAUGAUCAAAUUCUCGACCAAGUAAGAGAUUCUCCUGUUUUUACCUUCCAGUGUGACGAAUCGUCUGAUAUCGCUCAGUGUUUUCAGCUACUUGUAUUAGACAUUCAGUUAGUGGAAUCUCAACAGAACCCCAAAACUGACCCCUUGGUUUUGUGGAUGAAUGGAGGUCCAGGGUGUAGCUCAAUGCUAGCUGUGCUGACUGAACAUGGGCCCUACAGGUUUACAUUUUUUCAGAUUGCAAACGUCCUGUAUCUGGAGGCCCCGGCAGGAGUUGGUUUCUCUUAUUCAGACGAUAAAAAUUACACCACUGAUGAUGACCAGACUUCUCUGAACAAUCUUGCUGCCCUGAAAAGUUUCUUCAAGAAAUUCCCAGAGUAUAAUGGUCGGGAGUUUUUCGUCACAGGUGAAAGCUAUGGUGGUAUCUAUGUUCCUACGCUCUCUGAACGUCUGCUUGGUGAGCCCAGCAUCAACUUCCAGGGUUUUGCUGUUGGCAAUGGAUUGAGUGAUUACAAUAUCAACACUGCUUCAGUUUUGUAUUUUGGAUAUUACCAUGGCCUGUAUGGCUCAAAGCUCUAUGCUAACCUGCUGACGUCUUGCUGUGGGUCCAACGCCACUGUGUGUUAUGUUGAGAAAUUUCCAUCUCCUCAGUGUAAUUUCUAUGCAGGAAAAGCCCUCAAUUCAAUUUAUGCCUCUGAUCUCAACAUGUACAAUCUGUAUGCUAAAUGUGAAAAUACCAAAACACCCGAAGGCUUUAUACAAUACCAUGACAUGGGUAACUCCUUCCGCAACUUCCCGCAGUUUAUCAAACAACGGCAGGAACUGCGUAUGAUGGACCCAAAGAACCUGAAGCUUGUGCCGCCUUGUAUUAAUGGUACUGCCACUUUGGUCUACUUUGGUCGUGAUGAUGUCCGCAAAGCUUUAAACAUUCCGACAAGUGUAACAAGCUGGGAUCUUUGCAGCAACAUAGUCAGCCAAAGCUACAAACGACUUUACAGCACCAUGUUUUUACAGUACCUGAAGGUCAUCGCUGCAAAAAAAAGAAUCAUGUUAUAUAACGGUGAUGUGGAUAUGGCCUGUAAUUUCCUUGGAGAUGAAUGGUUCCUAAACUCCUUAAAACUAAAAAUUGUUACACCAAGAAAAGCUUGGCACUAUACCAGCAAUGAUGGUUCCCAACAAGUUGCCGGAUUUGUCAAACAGUUUCAAAAUGUCACAUUUGUUACAGUUCGGGGAGCUGGUCACAUGGUACCAACCGAUAAACCAAUCCCAGCAUUUCAACUCUUCUCGCAUUUCAUCAACAACAAACCAUUUUAAAAUACGUAUGAAUAACGAUAUAUAUCUUUCUCUUUUGAAGCUUUUAAAUAGCAAAAUUGUGUGUGAAUGUGUGUAAAUGACACAUAUAUGU
Octopus bimaculoides (California two-spot octopus) is the source of this 1726-nucleotide messenger RNA. RefSeq names its product lysosomal protective protein. NCBI's taxonomy places the organism in Eukaryota, Metazoa, Mollusca, Cephalopoda, Octopoda, Octopodidae. The record is from RefSeq and is a predicted model, not a curated record. Gene Ontology annotation, biological process: proteolysis. Gene Ontology annotation, molecular function: serine-type carboxypeptidase activity.